Molecule: messenger RNA, 1823 nt
Organism: Medicago truncatula (barrel medic)
Lineage: Eukaryota; Viridiplantae; Streptophyta; Magnoliopsida; Fabales; Fabaceae
Exons: 2
Coding region: 579-998 (139 amino acids)
Source: RefSeq, a predicted model, not a curated record
AAAGCAAAAACGAAGAUAAGAAUGAAGACAUGUUCAGUGAUUUCCCGGACUGUGUUCUACUUCACAUAUUAUCUUUUUUAAAAGCCAAAGAAGCUGUUCAAACUUGCAUACUCUCCACUCGAUGGAAGAAUCUCUGGAAGCGUCUUCCCACCCUUACAUUAAGUCCCUCACAUUUUACGUCUUUCAACUGUUUCACCACAUUCGUGUCUCAUAUUUUGUUUCUACGUGAUGCCUCAACCACAUUGCACGCUCUUGAUAUUCAUCACGAAGCUAACAUAGAGCGUCGCCUACUCAGAAGAUUUGUAAAAUACGCUGUUUCACAUAAUGUACAGCGGUUACACAUCUCGUUGUUUUGUGAUAUUGAACACAUUCCAUCUCGCAUCUUUUCAUGUCAAACUUUAACAUCUCUUCACCUUACAGUUGGGGCUAAUAUUAUAGUACAAAACCAUUCCCAAAUUCUCUCAAUUUGCCAGCAUUAACCACCUUGUAUUUAGGGUUUGUUGUCUUUCAAUGGUCGCGUUGAGCCCUUUUUGGCAUGUCACAGGUUGAAUAGUUUGACCCUUGAUUAUUAUAGAAUCAUGGAUGCAAAAACGCUUUGCAUAUCAAAUUUCAUGCUUGUCAAUUUAAAUAUGCGUAGUAGUUAUCUUGGGGAGUGUUUCGAAAUGGAGCUAUCCACACCAAAUCUUUGUACCUUUGAAUUUGGAGUUACACCUCUUCCGAAACUCUGUGGGAGUAAGAGCAAUCUCUCUUCUAUCAAGCAUGCAUAUAUUGAUGUUUCAAUGCUGGUCAAUGAUGCGGAUACUCCUUUGAUUCUACCAAGCUGGCUGCUAGAACUUGCUAAUAUCAAAUGGUUGACAAUCACUUCAAGAACUCUUGAGAAAAAGCAAGGUGGGAGAUACAAAAGCAAGAGGAAUCUGAGAUGCAGAAGCAUUGCUAAGAGAUUGGAAUCAAGAGAGUCCUCGAAACAUAGAUUCCAUAAACCAACACUUUUUCCAUAAGAAAUCUUUCUAUUAGUUAGAUUGCAUGUUUAAGAUUAUUUUUUCUGCAGUUAACUACAUUAUUGUUUCUAUUUUGUCUUUCAAGGGGAUUUAUAUAUUUGAAUAUUUUUGAGUCAUGUGUUUGAUCCUUCUUUAUUUAAUUUUUAUUUAAUUGGGAAAGCUGGUGUGAUUUGUAUCAGAGUCUCUUAUAUCCAACUAUCUGUUUGUUAGUUGUCUUUACUCUCGUGUUUCUUUAGAUUGCUGUUAAUGGAGUGAGAGAAAAAAAUUGUUCUGUACAACAUUUACUAAUAUUUAUGUACAUUACAUAGCACAGGUACAUUUUGAAGUCAUUUUACUUGAUAAUUUUGGAGGGUGUCUCAGAAUUGAAGUACUUACAGGUAACUGUUGACUUGGUCCGUUGACCGUGGAUAUACCAUGAUUGGUGACUUUCUGCUGUUUAUACAUGAGUAUUACAUUUAGGACUUGAAGUCUUGAACUAUGUUUCUUUUAUCACUUCAUAAUUCCUGUUUUCCUUUGGCUUUUUGCUAAUAUAGAAAUUUGCGACUUCAUCCAAAAUUUGCGACUUCACUCUGGAGAGAAAGCAUAAUUUGUACAGGAUUCCUUGUCUCAACGGAAGCUUCUCUUGUUUUUGUAGCCUCUAAUCUUUCCAUUGGAGUGAUGUUAAGUCUGGCUAACAAAUCUGAUUAGCUUAUAGACCAACUCAGAAUGAGUUGAGCUCUUUAUGAUUGCUUCUAUUUUACCAAGCAAUCCAAUUUUACGCCUCAAAUAAGAAAAAAGAAAAAUCUAUUUAUUAUUCCUUUAUCAUCCUGUAUACUUGGUAAGAAA